Gossypium raimondii (Peruvian cotton) is the source of this 1347-nucleotide messenger RNA. Its product is annotated as BURP domain protein RD22. The record is from RefSeq and is a predicted model, not a curated record. NCBI's taxonomy places the organism in Eukaryota, Viridiplantae, Streptophyta, Magnoliopsida, Malvales, Malvaceae. The transcript is spliced from 3 exons. Bases 168 to 1175 code for a protein of 335 amino acids.
GUUGGCAGUGUUAUUCAGCAGUACUUGUUCUAAGGCUCCUACUACAUUUCUCAUUAUAAAUGUGGAGAAAUCUUGUUCUACUUUCCAUUCCAUGCAACACUAACUUUUAGAUUCCCUUUCCAUUGCACUGCUCUUUCUUUCUAUAGAAUUAGUCACUCCUGUUCUAGAUGAAGGUUUUCUCCCCAAUUCUUGCUUGCCUAGCGCUUGCUGUGGUGGCAAGUCAUGCUGCUCUCUCACCCGAGCAAUAUUGGAGCUAUAAGCUGCCAAAUACUCCAAUGCCAAAGGCUGUCAAAGAAAUUCUACAUCCAGAACUGAUGGAGGAGAAAAGUACCUCUGUAAAUGUAGGAGGUGGUGGUGUAAACGUCAAUACAGGAAAAGGGAAGCCUGGGGGUGACACCCAUGUGAACGUUGGAGGCAAAGGAGUUGGAGUGAACACGGGAAAGCCAGGGGGUGGCACUCAUGUGAAUGUUGGAGACCCUUUUAAUUACCUAUAUGCAGCCAGUGAAACUCAAAUCCAUGAAGACCCGAAUGUGGCUCUUUUCUUUCUGGAAAAGGAUAUGCACCCCGGGGCAACAAUGAGCCUGCAUUUCACUGAAAAUACAGAGAAAUCAGCUUUCUUACCUUAUCAAACUGCCCAAAAAAUACCGUUUUCAUCUGACAAGUUGCCAGAAAUUUUCAACAAGUUUUCAGUGAAACCUGGAUCACUGAAGGCAGAGAUGAUGAAGAACACAAUUACGGAGUGCGAACAGCCAGCGAUUGAAGGAGAGGAAAAAUAUUGUGCAACCUCACUGGAGUCAAUGAUUGACUAUAGCAUUUCCAAACUAGGGAAAGUUGAUCAGGCAGUCUCAACAGAAGUGGAAAAACAAACCCCAAUGCAAAAGUAUACAAUAGCAGCUGGAGUGCAGAAGAUGACAGAUGACAAAGCUGUAGUGUGCCACAAGCAGAAUUAUGCAUAUGCUGUCUUCUAUUGCCAUAAAUCAGAAACAACAAGGGCUUACAUGGUUCCUUUAGAGGGUGCUGACGGAACAAAAGCCAAAGCAGUAGCAGUCUGCCACACAGAUACAUCCGCAUGGAACCCUAAGCAUUUGGCUUUUCAAGUCCUAAAAGUUGAACCAGGAACCAUUCCUGUCUGCCAUUUCCUUCCUCGGGAUCACAUUGUUUGGGUCCCUAAGUAAAAAUCCUGAAGAGUAGAUUCAUACACUAUAAGUUUCAUCAUAGUGUGCAUUACAACAGCGUAAAGCAAUAUCCAGUUUGUUCUACAAUAAUAUACCCACGAGUUUAGUUAUGUGAAAUCUAUCCAUGAAUCAUGUUCUUGGUAAUGGAUAAAAUGAUAUUACUUUGCGGACA